UCCUCCUCAGAGAGUCUCUCAGUGGCAUCACGGUGGUGGUGAAAUCUUUGGGGAUGGGUUUUCAUCUUCCCGUGGACGGGAUCCGCUCCCUCAGUCUGAAAGAGAUCCAGGAUCUCUACAGAGAGAACCAGAAUAUCAUCAGCACAGCAAAGCAUCAUGGGUACGAGGCGAUCGACACAUUCAGCAUCACGAUGGGUCGAUACAAAGAGUUCCUGCAGGGUCGAUGUGCCUGCCACUUCCAUGAGGUGGAGAAGAGGUUCUGGUCCUCCAGGCUCUCAGACGACACGACGUCCACGACCAACAGAACCGGAUCCUUCAGAACCGCACCUGAACUCAGCAGCCUAUCGGCCACGCGGGACACGGACCAGGAGGCGUGGCCUAAAGCCUCGUCCUAUCACGUGAGAGGAGCGGUGAACCAGGUGUACUCUGAGAUCCUGCUGAGCCGUCUGUGUCCCAGAGACGAGCACUGAGACAGGUGGACUCACAGGUGUGACUGUGCUUUUCAAAAUAAAAGCAGGCUCUUAAAGUGACAGAGUUUAAACAAAACAAACAGCAUCUGAUCACAAAAUCACCACAACAUUUAUGAGCUAAAGUCCCUCCAGAGUUCUCUCAUCUACAUUUCGUAAAGAAUAUAAACACUGCCGAGUUUCUCUCAAAAACUCCAUAGAGAAUUUAUAAAGUUACACAGAAUUAUAUUUUAUAUAAUUAAAAUCUGAACCAGCUUCUUCCUGAAGCUCCACCUGCUGGUUUCUGCUGCAGAUACAUCAGUAAUGAGCUCUUAAUGCGCCACGAGCUUCUGAGGCAGCACAGCUGAUUGUAGUGAGCAUCAGCUGCUCUCUGACUCGUCCCUCGCUCGUCCCUGACUCGUCCGUCACUCGUCCCUGGCUUGUCCCUCGCUCGUCCCUCGCUCGUCCCUCGC
Molecule: messenger RNA, 919 nt
Organism: Plectropomus leopardus (leopard coralgrouper)
Lineage: Eukaryota; Metazoa; Chordata; Actinopteri; Perciformes; Serranidae
Source: RefSeq, a predicted model, not a curated record